Messenger RNA from Melanotaenia boesemani (Boeseman's rainbowfish), 2445 nucleotides. It is a transcript of the gene mon1a, whose product is annotated as MON1 secretory trafficking family member A. The record is from RefSeq and is a predicted model, not a curated record. Bases 161 to 1723 code for a protein of 520 amino acids. The transcript is spliced from 6 exons. NCBI's taxonomy places the organism in Eukaryota, Metazoa, Chordata, Actinopteri, Atheriniformes, Melanotaeniidae. Gene Ontology annotation, biological process: vesicle-mediated transport; protein targeting to vacuole.
AAGAAGAAGAAGAAGAAGAAGAAGCAGCAGCAGAAGAAGAAGAAGAACAUCUGUUUGGUUAAGCUAGCUGCAGCAGCUGUCACAAACGAGUUGUGGAGUACGCUUAUCAAAUGCAGACAAAUGUGGAAAUGAAAGGUGUGUGUCAGUGCCAUAAGUAGCCAUGAUGGAUGGAGAAGCCCACAGGGCGACUGUGUCCGGGGAAAAUGGGACACUUGCUCCUGCAGAUCGCCUCCGCUCAGAGAGAGCUGACAGCCCGACACCAGGUCUGGUGGAGGGAACUGAACCAGGUGCUGGUCAGAAAAGUGCUAUGUUUGUUCAUGCACAGUCCUUUGAAGAUCUGACUGCGGAGGCUGCAGGAGAGACUCAGGCUGACUUGGAGAAAUCAGGAGGAGAUAACGAAGAGGAGUAUAAGGUGCUUGUUGGGGAGAAAACCACAGAGAAGCAGCAAAGCAAUGAGUUUUCAUCAGAGAGUAGGACUAAAGAGGAAGACAUAUGUAGCGAGGCGUGGCGCAGCCAUAGAAAACAUGUGUUUGUGUUGAGCGAGGCUGGAAAGCCCAUCUAUACCCGGUAUGGCACUGAGGAGGCUCUGUCUAGCACCAUGGGGGUGAUGAUGGCCCUGGUAUCUUUUGUGGAGGCUGAGAAGAACAUUAUCCGCUCCAUCCAUGCAGAUGGCUGUAAAGUGGUUUUUCUCACCAAGAGUCCUCUGGUCCUUGUGGGCGUGUCUCGGACCUGUCAAUCAGACAAAGAGCUCCUGAGGGAGCUGCAGUACAUCUACUACCAGAUUGUCAGUCUGCUCACCCUCACCCAGCUCAACCACAUCUUUAAGCACAAGCAGAACUACGACCUGCGCCGCUUGCUAGCUGGUUCCGAGUACCUCACAGACAACCUGCUGCACCGCCUGGAGCGAGACCCCGGCCUGCUGCUCAGUGCCGUCACCUGCCUGCCUCUGGCCAGCUCGGCCCGCGACGUCGUCUCGUCCAGCCUGCAGGCCGCCAAAGCCAAAAACCUGGUGUUCUCCAUCCUGCUGGCCGGUGACCGCCUGGUCACUCUGGUCAGGAAAAAGGACCAGUUCCUGCACCACAUAGACUUGCACCUGGUCUUCAACCUCGUUGGCUCGUCCUCGUCCUUCCGAGAGGGUGAGGGCUGGACGCCGAUCUGUCUGCCAAAGUUCAACACUGCUGGAUUUUUCCACGCUCACAUUUCUUACCUGGAGCCUGCAUCCGAGCUCUGCCUCAUCCUGGUCUCAACCGACAGAGAGGACUUUUUUAACAUGUCUGACUGCAAGCAGCGUUUCAUGGAGAGGUUGAGUAAGCGCAGUGCCUACCAGGCCCUGAAGGAGGCGCCUAAAUGUCCCAACUACUCAGUGGCACAGGUUGGCAUCCCAGAGCUCAGGCACUUCCUCUACAAAUCAAAGAGCUCGGGGUUGUACACCAGUCCAGAGUUUCCAUCGGUGUACCAGUCUGAUGAGGAACAGGAGCGACUGAUGGGACUGUACCAGGACCUUCACAGCUGUUUACACCAUCCAACUAGACCUCUCCGCUCAUUCUACCGCUGCAGUGAAACUGAAAACCUGCUGGCUUGGGUGACAAGCGGCUUCGAGCUCUACCUCUGCUUCAGCCCGCUGGCGACCAAGGCCUCGGCUGUCUCUGCUGUCAACAAACUGCUGAAGUGGAUCAGGAAGGAGGAAGAUCGCCUUUUCAUCCUGAGUCCUCUCACAUACUGAGCCGUCGCUGCUGACUGCUUGGAUCACAGCAACCAUCUCAGACUAGACCAGUGAUUGUCAGAGCUAUGCAUUUCUUCAUUCUGGGAUCUGAUUUAACAAGCUGUGUAGUGAAGGUGAACUAAUGCAGUAUUUUAGCUGGAUAGAUUUUUAUCAUUUUAAUUUAAAUAGUUAAAGAUGGAAGCAGCACCAUCAAUGUCACAAAAAGCAGUUUUACUGUGACAGCUGUCAUGUCUCUUACUGUUAUAAACCAGCUGUGCGGUAUUUUAACACGAUGCUCUCCGUUCUUAGAAAUGUAAAAUAAAAUCAGAUUUGAGAAACUGGAAUUAAUUCUGCUGUAAAAUAUGCUGGCAAAACAUGUUCACCACAUUCCUGUUGUGUUUUUAUGAUUCCAAGAAACAUUUCCACUUUACCUCUUUAUGAAAAGCCACUCCGUGAAGGCAACUGGAAGCUGUCGUCAGUUGCUCGUGUCAGCGUGUUAUUCUAACUGUAAAUGAAUCCAAAUGUAAUCCCUGCUCUCUUACGGCUGUUUGUUUUCUUCUUCAUUAACCAUGGAGUGAAACGUGUAAUCAUGGAGGUCCACUGUGUUUCAUGAGAACUUGUUGCCUCGCCUGCCUCCACUGAUCCUGCCUCCUCCAGCAGUUCUAGUGAAAAGCUGUGAGAUGACUGACUGCAGCAGCACAGCGGCAGAGUUACUGCAGUGAAAUAAAGGAGUAGUGAAGCGA